Molecule: messenger RNA, 3182 nt
Organism: Symphalangus syndactylus (siamang)
Lineage: Eukaryota; Metazoa; Chordata; Mammalia; Primates; Hylobatidae
Gene: CD99
Product: CD99 molecule (Xg blood group)
Biological process (GO): positive regulation of neutrophil extravasation; homotypic cell-cell adhesion; T cell extravasation
Cellular component (GO): plasma membrane
Source: RefSeq, a predicted model, not a curated record
GGGCGAGGCGGGGCGGGCGCAGCCGGGGCUGAGACUGCAGGGCCGCUCCCCUCACCCGCCCCCUUCGAGUCCUCCUCGGGCUUCGCCCCACCCGGCCCGUAGGGGAGUAUCUGUCCUGCCGCCUCCGCCCACGCCCUGCACUCCGGGACGGUUCCUACGCGGUCUGGGCGCACCAUGGCCCGCGGGGCUGCGCUGGCGCUGCUGCUCUUCGGCCUGCUGGGUGCUCUGGUCGCCGCCCCGGAUAAUGGUUUCGAUUUAUCUGAUGCCCUUCCUGGCAAUGAAGACAAGAAACCCACUGCAAUCCCCAAGAAACCGAGUGCUGGGGAUGACUUUGACUUAGGAGAUGCUGUUGUUGAUGGAGGAAAUGACGACCCACCACCACCGAACCCACCCAAACCGAAGCCGAAUCCAAACCCCAACCACCCUAGUUCGUCUGAUAGCUUUUCAGAUGCUGACCUUGCGGAUGGUGUUUCAGGUGGAGAAGGAAAAGGAGGCAGUGAUGGUGGAGGAAGCCACAGGAAAGAAGGGGAAGAGGCCGACGCCCCAGGUGUGAUCCCCGGGAUUGUGGGGGCUGUCGUCGUCGCCGUGGCUGGAGCCAUCUCUAGCUUCAUUGCUUACCAGAAAAAGAAGCUGUGCUUCAAAGAAAAUGAUGGCUGAAGACCUAGGGGUGAGCAGAGAACCCAGCCCAGGCCUGCGGAGCGUCCUGACCGUAAUCGUUUUAUCUGCUAAGACGCAGCCUUAAAGCAAACCCUUCCAUCUACCGCUCCCCUCACCCUGCUGGCAAAUUCCCACCAUGAUGGGAUUCUCAAUCACAUGGCAGAUUCUCUGCCUUCAGUUCCAUAUGCUUUUGCCUUUCUUGAUGCACAGAAGCUCAUUAUAGCAAAUCAUAUUUCUGCAUAAGAGCUUCAGAAAAUGAAGAGAAAUGCAGAUAUUUUCUUUUAAAUGGAAAUCUAACAGAAACGGGGCAGUGACUUCCAUGUUUUAAUGAGUUUUGUCCCUAAGUCCAUCCCUGCCAAGGGAACAAACGGGCCCGGGGUGGCCACCCUCUUCCCUGCAGUGUCCUAGGUUAAGCUCACUCACGUCCUAAGGAUUUGACCUUCCAGGUCAUGCAUGGGUUUUUAAAUCUUCAACCUUUUCAGCCCUUGGCUUGCAUUUCUCACUGCACUUCCUAUGAAGUGGUUCUUAACUCUUUCUGUGAUCAGUGUUCCAAACAGGUGCACAUCUUAGUUCCUAGAAAAACAAAAUUCAUAUGUUGAGGAAUCACCUAAACAUCUCCUGAUCUUCACACUCUAAGGCCUGUUGGGAAUUGGUGGGUGGUCAGGUGCCUAUUCACACAUUUGAGCACAGAGCCUCUGCGGGUGCCUUCCUUGGAUUCUCUCAUGUCCCUGAAACACACAAAUUGUACCUGGAUUUUCCUUCCAUUUCCAAAGUCCACCAACUUGUUCUUCAGUGUAAUUGAUUUUAACUUUUUUUCUUUCUUUUACUUUUCUUAUUUCUUUUUUUCUUUCUUUUCAUUUUUUCUUACUUCUUUUCCUUCUAUUUAUUUUACUUUUCUUAUUUGUUAUAUGUUAUUUCUUUUUCUUUUCUUACUUUUCUUCUUUUUUCAUUUUUCUUUUUUCUUUUUUUGAAUUGGAGUCUCACUCUGUUGCCCAGGCUGGAAUGCAAUGGUGCAAUCUUGGCUCACUGCAGCCUCCACCUCCUGGGUUCAAGCGAUUCUCCUGCCUCAGCCUCCCGAGUAGCUGGGACUACAGGCGCACACCACCACACCCAGCUAAUUUUUGUAUUUUUAGUGGAGACGGGGUUUCUCCAUGUUGGCCAGGCUGGUCUUGAACUUCUGACCUCAGGUGAUCUGCCUGCCUCAGCCUUCCAAAGUGCUGGGAUUACAGGUGUGAGCCACUGUGCCUGGCCCUUUUUCUUUUUUCUUAUUUUUUUUUCUCAUUUCUUUUUUCUUAUUUGUUUUCCUCUUUUUUUUUUUGAGACGGAGUUUCACUCUUGUUGCCCAGGCUGGAGUGCAAUGGCACGAUCUUGGCUCACCGCAACCUCCGCCUCCCAGGUUCAAGCAAUUCUCCUGCCUCAGCCUCCCUAGUAGCUGGGAUUAUAGGCAUGUGCCACCACGCCUGGCUAAUUUUGUAUUUUUAGUAGAGACAAUGUUUCUCCAUGUUGGUCAGGCUGGUCUCGAACUCCUGACCUCAGGUGAUCCGCCCGCCUCGGCCUUCCAAAGUGCUGGGAUUACAGGCGUGAGCCACCGCACCCGGCCUGCUUUUUCUUUUUAUCUUAUUUCUUUUACUUAUUUUUCUGUUUUUACUUUUAUUUCUUCUCUGUUUUUCUUCAUUCUUUUCCUCUUAUUUCUUUGACUUUUCUGAUUUUUUUUCUUAUUUUCCUUUUUUUCAUAUUCCUUUUAAUUUUUUCUUACUUCUUUUACUUUUCUUAUUUGCCCUCUUGUGGAAAUGAGGCACAGCCUCCCUUAUGAUUGAGCCGUAGUUCUAGCUGAGCACGGAUGGUUUGAUCCUCCUCUGUUGGGGCACUGUAUGGUGUGAGGGCACAAAACCUUGACCCACAUGGGUCUGGUCACCUUCUCACAGAGGUCACCUUUACAGCCCCCUACUCUUUGAAGGAUGUGUCCCAAGGUGUCUCAAGUCUGAUGCAAUGAAAGCUGCCCCCCAGUGACCACAGGACUGAGUCCAGAAUGUCCUGCAUGUUUCCCAGAGUGUCUGUCCUAACACUGCUUAAAGAUUAGCCACUGCUAGACAGUAAUCCUCAGAUGUAUGGUCUCAGGAUUGGCCCCAAGUGCAUGGUGUGUGUGUGUAUAAAUAUAUCUUCACAAAGCAUAGGGACCCAUUUCCCAUAGGAAACCAUUGCUUUGCUUAAUGGUUCUAAUAGCUACAGAUGAUUUCUAGCCUGAAAGAAAAGCACCACGAAUUGUUUGAAGUUGACUUGUCAGAUGUGGUGUGCUUGGUCUAAGUUUUGACAGGAAGGGUACAUGGGUGGGGGUGUACAGAGCAUCUCAUGAGACCAGUUCUCCUCCUGAGAGGUCCGUGAUGUUGGAACUGUUGCCCCAGAUGGACUUUGCCCUUGUGAGACUUUAUACUUUUCAAUGGACUUUUCCCCUCUUUAAAACUUGCCAGCUUUUAUGUAGUGUUUUAUAAAAUUACAGCAAUAAAAAGAAUAUCUUUUAUGCUUUU